Manihot esculenta (cassava) is the source of this 1716-nucleotide messenger RNA. RefSeq names its product B3 domain-containing protein At2g36080. The coding region runs from base 91 to 1071 and encodes 326 amino acids. Gene Ontology annotation, molecular function: DNA binding; DNA-binding transcription factor activity. The transcript is spliced from 3 exons. The record is from RefSeq and is a predicted model, not a curated record. Lineage: Eukaryota; Viridiplantae; Streptophyta; Magnoliopsida; Malpighiales; Euphorbiaceae.
CAUCAAAACCCAUAAUCAUCACGCCUCUCUUCUCCUUCCCCACUCCCACAUUCCUCUCUCUCUCUCUCUCUCUCUCUCUCUCUCUCUGCAAUGUCCAUAAACUUCUCUUCAAACGUUCCAAAAUCUCUCUGGUGGCCUCAGAAAGACCACAGACAAUCCACCAUGGAACCAAACCCAAACUCUCCUUCCUCUCAACCACACGAAGAAUCCCCCAUCUCCAACCCAACUUCCACUUCAUGGCCUUCCCAUCUCUUCCCUCACACUAUGCUUCCUCCCCAUAACGCCACUCUCAAUUUCAGUCUCAACCACGUCGACGAUGAACAACAAUACCCUGAACAAGACUCAAGUAACCGACAACGCUACUCUCGACUAGAUAAAGAAGUCAUGUUCGAGAAACCCUUAACCCCAAGUGACGUCGGAAAGCUUAACCGUUUGGUGAUACCUAAACAGCAUGCGGAGAAGUAUUUUCCGCUCAGCGGUAACACGGUUGACAAAGUGCUGUUACUGAGUUUCGAGGAUGAGUUAGGCAAAUGGUGGAGGUUCAGGUAUUCUUAUUGGAGCAGUAGCCAGAGCUAUGUAUUGACAAAAGGAUGGAGCAGGUAUGUGAAGGAGAAACGACUCGAUGCAGGCGAUAUCGUUUUGUUCGAACGCCACCGUCUGGACAGCGAGCGGCUGUUUAUAGGGUGGCGGAGGAGAGGCAAUACCAGCAGCGGUGGUUUGUGGAAUAGGAGUCUGUAUUCUUCUUCUUCUUCAUCUGGAUACCAACCUUAUCAACAGGGCCAUGGGGCUAAUGUUACUGCUGGUGUCCCAUAUCAACCUGAGUGUCUUCAUGCAGGGUCUGGUGUGCAGAACACAAAGAGACUGAGGCUAUUUGGAGUGAACUUGGAAUGUCAACUUGAUGAACCAGAGCCAUCGACGCCAGAUGGUUCGUCUUUGUCGAGCCAGGGUCCAACCCAACAACAACCCUAUGGCUUCCACUCAGCUCAUUCUUCUUCUUCAAAUAGCAGCCAUAGUCACAUGGAUAUCACUUUCUCACGAGAUAUCAACCAGAUGAGAAAUCACCGAGGAUAAGAUCUGUGGAUGUGACGUUCUUGGAUUUGACUUAAUUGAACACUCCUCUACCCCUUCCUCUUCUCCACUUGGAAGGUGAAAAAGAUUUUUCUUGAAAAUAUUUUCUUUCUAUAAAAAUUAAAAAAAAAAAAGAUAAAAAAAAUCCCAGAAUUUCAGGUGAAACUUCAAGCCAGGAGGAGAGUGAAAAAGGAAAAUGGGGGAAAUUUGAGAUGGGGGAAAAUUAAAAGGGAUGGGAAAUGGGCCCCAAUGAAGACAAAAAUGAGCAGUGGGGACUAAUGGUGACAUAAGGAAAUAGCCAAAUGGGAAAAUUUUGUAGUGGUUUGGGAAUUGAAAUUGAGAGAGGAAUCUACUUGGGCACUGUUGAGAUUCUGCCUCAAGAUUUUUCCAUAAGGUAUCAUAAUCAUAAUGAAAGGAGGUGGUGGUGGUGGAUGCCUGGGUGGGUGGCUGCCACCACCCUCACCAUCUCUUCCUCUUAUUUAUAAGUCUGUCUUGUAAUUUAUAUCAGUUAGCUGUUUUUGUAGUGUAGUGAAAACUAUUAUAGUAGUGAUCAGUCUUAGAAGUUACCGUUGAGUAGAGUCUGUAUGUAAACUUAUUUUUAGUACAAGUCAGUAAAAAGAAAAAAAAAAAUCAUAGGCUUCAUGGGAA